Molecule: messenger RNA, 1023 nt
Organism: Bacidia gigantensis
Lineage: Eukaryota; Fungi; Ascomycota; Lecanoromycetes; Lecanorales; Ramalinaceae
Exons: 3
Coding region: 1-1023 (340 amino acids)
Biological process (GO): translational termination
Molecular function (GO): translation release factor activity
Source: RefSeq, a predicted model, not a curated record
AUGGAAGGCACCGCAUACGACUCCGAAACAGCCAAAAAAGCCGGCUCCCUCUCUACUGUCGCCUCGAUCCUGCAAAAAUAUGAAGCAACAACAAACUCACUCCCUGAGCUCCACGCCCUCCUCACCUCCUCCUCCACAGAUCCCACCCUCCUAUCCCUCGCGCAGACCGAGCUUCAUGAAACCCAUGACCUCCUCACAACCCUCAUCACCUCCCUCAAAACUUCCCUCACGCCCCCUCACCCAUUCGCCCACCUCCCCUGCCUCCUCGAGCUCCGCCCCGGCGCAGGCGGCGACGAAGCCUCCCUUUUCACUGGCGAUCUCCUGAACAUGUACACAUCCUACUGUAAGAACCACAACCUCUCCCACAGCAUCCUCUCUCUCUCCAGCGCCUCGGUACAGGGAGGCAGCGACCGCAUCCUCGAAGCCGUGAUGGAAUUCUCCGACGCCGGGUCGUACGGGAGGAUGCGGUGUGAGGCAGGCGUGCAUAGGGUCCAGCGCGUACCGAUUACGGAGACGAAGGGAAGAACGCAUACAAGUGCCGUUGGGGUUAUGGUGCUACCGAAUAUAGCACCGCCUACCCCUGGCACCAAUAGUGAAGGGGUCGACGAUUUCGAAGACCCUGAGAGCGAUGGGUAUGUGAAUACUAAAGAUGUGAGAGUAGAUACGUACAGGUCUUCGGGAGCAGGCGGCCAACACGUCAAUAUGACCGACUCGGCCGUGCGCCUCACGCACACGCCCACCGGCACCGUCGUCGCUAUGCAAACGUCCCGCUCGCAGCAUCAGAACCGCGAGCGCGCGUGGCGGUUAUUGCGGGCGCGGAUCGCGCAGAAGAAACGGGAGGAGAGGGAGGAAGAGAUUAACAAGGUACGGUUGGCGAGUGGGGCGGGGAAGAAGGGGCUGGGCAGGGGGGACAAGGUCAGAACGUAUAAUUGGGCGCAGAGCAGGGUUACGGAUCAUAGGUGUGGGUAUAGUAGUGGACGGCUGGCGGAUGUGCUGCAGGGGAGGGGGAGUUGGAGGGGGUAA